This is a messenger RNA of Eriocheir sinensis (Chinese mitten crab), 8822 nucleotides long. RefSeq names its product protein PFC0760c-like. The record is from RefSeq and is a predicted model, not a curated record. The transcript is spliced from 13 exons. NCBI's taxonomy places the organism in Eukaryota, Metazoa, Arthropoda, Malacostraca, Decapoda, Varunidae. Gene Ontology annotation, cellular component: nucleus. Bases 170 to 4363 code for a protein of 1397 amino acids. Gene Ontology annotation, molecular function: zinc ion binding.
UAGAUGUUUCUUGGCAACAGUUAUUGGCCAGAAACCGUUAAAUCCGCUGCUCUGAGUACGAUAAUCUGGCAAUGGUGAAGAAGCUGAGGUGGCAACAGCGGCGGCGCCAUUCCCGGUGAGGCAGGUGAGCUUCGCGGGCCUCGUGCGCUUCCUGUGUGUGGUUCUGAGGAUGAGUGGCAUAAACACACAAGUGGAUUUCUUGGCACCCCCCCGUGACCACAUGUGUGAUAGCGGCCAUGUAAGUCUGUGGGAAAAGGCCAACCAAAUGGAGCAUUCUUCUCAUCUGGCCACAAACAGCUCUGGAGGAAAUGAUUCCUUUCCAUUAUUUACUCCAGCCACUCAGGGUCCUCAAGGGCCACUUGGUCAAGAAGCCCCACUUGAAACUUCUUUCUUCCAGCGUGCUAACAGAGUUAUCUCUAAUUCUCUGAGAGAACCCACAGAUACAUGUGCAUCUGUUUUUCAAGCAGCAAACAGAGGGGGAGAUACUUUUAAGAAUAUUCACUUGCACUCAGGUCAGAAUCAUCUGGCUACUUCAAAUGUGUUUGACAGUUUUGACAGCUUACAUAAGGCAUCUCUGUUAGAAAAACAGAAGAUAAAAGAUUCUUGCAAUGCUUAUAAAACUUCUAGCAUUAGUGAUUCUGCUUCAGCUCACCCAGUAGUCAAAAGGGUUCCCAUUUUUAAGGCAGGCCGUAGUAAAGCCUCCAAAGUGCCUUUGCUGCCUAACAAAGCAAAAAAGAGGUUGAUUACAUCUGAAGAAGAACCUGUAAAGAAACAUGCUGGGAUUUCUUCUUUUAAUCAUUCAGAAAUAUCUGCUUUCAAACCAGUAAUUACAAAUGGUACCUCAGAAAUAGCCUCUACUCCAUCCCCUUCUCUGUCAACUGAAACUGUAGACAAUCAGAAUAUACCUCCUAGCAAUAAAGGAAAGACGUUACCAAAAAAACCCAAGUUUGGUAAACCACACCCCUGUCCUGACAAGAAAAUCAAGAAAGAGAAAAACUCACUUUUGAUGAAGUCUGGAAGUGGAGAACCAAACAGAGAAGACUCUGAUACUCUACGGAGCAGCCAACCUGGAGAAGAAAGUAAAUCAAUGGAUAAUGCACCAACAGAAAUAAUAAAAGAAGAAGUGUGUGUUGACAAAGACAAAUUUGAUGACACUGGAACUUUUGGUGAAGAAAAUGAAUCUGGAAAGGAGGACUCCUUCACUCACACACCAGUUCAGCGCAAAUCACCCAAGAAAAAGAAGAAUAAGACUCAGGGUACAAAGAAAAAUCUACCUAGCAUUCUGGGAUUCAAGAAAAAGAAGUUGCAUGGAGCUCAAAUUAACAUGAAAAAACACCCAGAGUCAAAUAAGGGUAGGAAGAAGAAACCGUCUCAAAUAAUGUCAGCUGGCCAGAGCAGUCAGUCAGAAGCCCUUAAUGAUAGUGACAAAAGUCCUUCACAAGUAAUUGAUGAAGAGAAGAUCAGUGAAUCUCAUGCAACUCAGUUUUCCAAGACAAAUACACAAAUGAUUCCUAACAAAAAGAAGAAAAUUUCUUUCAAUGAUAUUAAGGGCAUGAAGAGUACCUUUUCUGAUGCAGUGAAUAUAAAAAAGAAAAAAUCUCUGAAGAAUUGUACAUCAACCUCUGCUAUGAAACAGCAAACUGCAGAAGCUGACCUGCCAGGGCAGAUGGAGAAAGAAACACAUGGUUCUUACACAGAUGAUGCAAGUCACAAACCCUCAGUUUCUGAAGAUUUGACUGGGAGUACUUUGAGAUCCUCACCUCUGUCGCAUGACACAACUGAGAGUUCUUUGGAUUUAUCUCAGUCAAGAACAUCAGAAAUGUCAUCUUGUGGUGAAAGUGAAAGAAGUCGUGAGAGGGAUAAGUAUGAAGAAGAAUCUAAUAGAAUCACAGAUGAAGAGAUUACUAAUCUUUCAGAGGGCUAUAAGGAGAGUGUUUUGCAUUUACUGAACUCUGUGGACAGAGACACGUGGGUCCAGUGUGAUAGGUGCUCAAAAUGGCGCAAAUUAACACACAUCCUUGAUCCAGCCACACUGCCUGACAGGUGGUACUGUACAAUGCUGCCUGUCCCAGGAAAAAACAAUUGUCAAGUACCAGAAGAGGAAUGGAAUGCAAAAGAAAGUUACAUAUACUAUGAACACCAGUUUGUAGCAGGGUCAGUGGUAUGGGCUCAGGUGCCUGGAAGCCCCAUGUGGCCAGCUAUGGUUGACGUUGAUCCUGACUACAAGAGGUAUGAUUGGCUCAACAGCACUGGGACAAUUGUUACUUCCUACCAUGUAACUUUUUUUGGCGACCCUGUGACAAGAGCUUGGGUUACCUGCAGUAAUCUUAGGACCUUCAAGCAACAUGAUACCUAUAAGAAAAUUAUUUGUGAUGGAAAGAAGAACCCAACUAGAGAUCCCUUGCUGCGCCGGGCAGUGGAGGAGGCUACUCAUGCUCUGUCCAUGGAGGUUGGGCGCCGUAGAAGGACCUACACAUUUGUGGCCAGGUACAAAGGCAGCAUUGGGAGAAAUUCUGUCGACAAUCAGUCAGAAACUUCUGAGGUGAAGACAGCACCUUUGAAGACUUUUGGACAUAAGAAAAAAAAAAAAGUAUCCCCAGCAGUAAUGAAACCUAUUUCACAGGAGCCAGCAGAUACUGUUGAGAUGAGUGAUAAUGAUGGAAACAGAUCUCAGUUUCCAAAAGAUAAUGAAAUUAUGGACAGAGAUAAAUCUGAAAGUAGAUUGGAAAGACAAGAACAAAGUACAAAUGAGAGCUUUGACAAACAAAAUUUAAACAAAAAUAAUUCUGAGUAUGAUCAAUAUCAGACAAAUGACAAAAAUGAGGAAGAUAGCAGGAUUGGUGGAGGAUUCAUGGAUACUAUGAAUACUGACAACACAGAAGGAGCUUCAGAAAUGGAGUUUUGUGAUAAAGAGUGUUCCUAUGAUGACCAGUAUAUUAACAUUGAUGAAUGUCAUGAAACUGACAAAGAAACUACAACAGAAGGUAAUCCUAACAGUACCUUGAAAAAUAUUAAUGUCCCAAGUAAGAUGACUAAGAAAAAGAACAUGAUAAAAAGUUGUACUGGCAUUAAAAAAAAAAUGGAGAAAAUGAAUAUUAUUAAUAAGGACAAUAUUGUUUCUUCUGAAUAUGAUUUAAACUGUAAUGAAGUGUAUGAAUCUGAUUUACAAGGAAAUGAAGAAACGUUUAACAGUAUGCAUGGGUCUGAUUUACAAGAUAAUGAAGACACCCUUGCCAGUUUGGAUGGAACUGAUUUACAAGAUAAUGAAGACACUCUUGACAGUGUGCAUGGGACUGACUUACAAGAUAUUGAAGAAGCCAAUGACAGUGUGCAUGGAACUGACUUAAAAGAUAGUCAAGACUUUUUUGAUAGUAUGCAUGGGACUAAUUUACAAGUUAAUGAAGACACCUUUGACAGUCUUCAUGGAACUUACAUACAAGACAGUGAAGAAGUUAUUGACAGUCUUCAUUGGACUAACAUACAAGAUAAUGAAGACACCCUUGACAGUGUACAUGAGACUGACAUGCAAGAUAAUGAAGACACCCUGGACAAUGCAAAUGGGACUGACAUGCAAAAUAAUGAAGCCACUGACAGUAUACUUGGAACUGAUUUACAAGAUGAUGAAGAUACCCAUGAUGAUAUGCAUGAUACUGACUUACAAGAUAAUGAAGAAGCAGGAAGUCAUUAUCAAGAGCAAGAUGAAAAUGAAAUAAAUUAUAAACAGAGUUAUCCAGAUGAUGAGCAACAUGAUACUGUAAGUACUCCUGAACAUAACAACACAGAAAAUGAAAUAGAAAAAUACUGUUUUGAAGGUGGUACUAGUGAAUUUGUUGAACACUAUGACCAAGAUGGUAAUGAUGAAUAUGAUGAACAAGAUGAUAUGGAAAACAAUUAUGAACAAGAUACUAGCAUUUAUGAAGGGCAAGGCAAUGAAGACAGUUGUGAAGAUAAUAAAUACACCUUCACAAAAAAUACUGAAUAUGAUGAUGGUCAAGAUGAUGAAGGCAGUUAUGAAGCACCCAGUAAUUGUGAUUAUGAAGAUGAUGAUUUUGAAGAUAAUGAAGGCCAGGAUAUUGAUGACAGUGGUGCAGCACAAAACUUGGAUGAUGGAGACAAUGAAGACGGUUAUAAACAUCAGAAUGAGUGUCAUUAUGAAGAACAAGAUCCAAAUGAUGAUGGUGAAAAUGGAUGUAAUUAUGAAGAUCAGCUAAUUGAUGAUAACAAAGAACACAUUUUAGGUGAUUAUGAUGAUGGUAAUGGAAGUGAGCAUAAGGAAUUUAAUGAUAAUUACAAAUAUGACAAGACUGAUGAAUAUGAAUCCCAUGAUUAUGAAGAGCAACCCAAUGAUUCUUCCAAAGACUAAAAUAAGUCAAGGAGGAGUGUGAGACAUACAAAGGUGAAUGUGAGAAGCAUUAUGGCAUUAAAGUAUAAAGGAAGAUUCAUCUAAUUAGAAUUUAUGAUGAUAGAAGGGAGGUCACUAUGUAAAAGACCUUUGCUGAUACUACCAAUACAAGAAUUUUAAUGCAUAUGUACUCAUAUUAAUAAUGAUGAACAUUAUCCUACAGGACUGAUUCGGAAAUCCUUUAGAAUGGGUUAUGUUUGUUAAUUUGUAUGCACCGUUUUUAUUAUCAUUUAUAUUAGGGAAGAAAAGUCAAGGUAUAAAGAAAAAUUUUAAAACCAAGAAUCUAUCUCCUUGAUCUUUAUAUUGAUGGCAGUUUUUUUCAUUACUCAGUUCAGUUUAUAAUAGUUUUUUUACUACGCUUUUCAUAUUAUUUCUCCUUAGAUGGUAAUUACAUUUAUGGGGUUCAUUGACAUUAUUUUUUAUAAAAAAUUGAGUAUGAGACAGCAGUAUAGGUUUAUACCCUAGAUCGUGUAGAUUUUGUCCUUGGAUUGCUGCCAAAUAGAGGACUUAAUUUUAUUGAUGUAUUUUUCUGAAAAUAUAUUUUUUUAUUUGAAAGGAUUCUUGAACUUUUGAGUUAAUGGCUUUAAUGAACUUUUAAGUACAGACCUAUACACUCUGACUUUUAGGUGUAAGUGCAUGGUGUGAGAGAGCUUUCAAUGGGUUAUUUCAUAGAAUUAUUGCACUUGAGUUUGACAUUUCAUGAUGUAUAAUUUUUUUUCAAUAUAUAGUAAACAAACAACUUUCUAAUGCUGAUCCACUAAAUUUUCCUAAAUUAGAUGAUUCACAGUGUUCUUUGUAUUCCUGGCUGCCUUGGGGACACACCCAACACUAACCUCUUCCUAACCUCUAAUCCUUCAGCUUGCCCUGUUAAACUGUACUCUCUGCUGGGCUCCUUUGAUUACAACUAUAUUUCUAUAUUCUAUCCUAUUGCUACUUUACAGCCUCAGAACCCAUGGAGGAAAUGAUACUUCUUGCAUUAUGCUUCAGCUGACCAGAAAGACCGAAGGAUGUACCUUUCAGCACUUACUCGUCUAACAUCCAUUUCUCUGUCCAUUGCAUCUUUUUAUCUUGCCUGAGGUACAAAUUUCCUUCAUCUAACCCACCUCUCUUAUCCUUGGUUGUGUCCAGGUGACCCACUGGCUUAGAAGUUCUCACUAAAGUUUAAAGUAGCAUGUGUCAUGUGAUAUUUCGCCUUUAUAAUCAGUAGUUUUAAGGGAAGCAUCACACAAAUAUUUUUGAAAAAUCAAAAUAUUUGAAGAAAUCUCAUGUUCUAGGGCACUUCAGCUAUCAUGUCACAAUGUUUUAUAGGGAAACACGUAAAACUGAAAGAGUUAAGGUUGAUUUUUUCCACCCACCCCCCUUCCAUGUCAGGGCAGGGAACGCGUUGGUGCAUACGUCUUCAAUUCCUUUUUCUGCGAAAAAAAAUCCGUAAUGGAAAUUCAUAUGACAUUCACUGGCAUCUAGAGGCAAACUGGCAUCUCUAUCACACUCAAGGCUUCACUACUCACUCCUCUCACAAGCUUAGAUGCGAAUGAACAGUGGAAGAGGCUGGUUGUUGCUCCUCGCCACUCAUCCUUCCAUCAUUCCUGCUCCUUUCAGACCAUAUAUCCUCACUCCUUUUGUUUAUGACACACUGUUUACUGCACACUACAUUGUUGUUACACCACCAUGCCGAAGGCAUCAAGUUCCAAAGAAGCUCAGAAACAGAGAAUGUUAGCUGUAGUCCAACACUGCCGUUCGACAUGUGAAGCGGUGACCAUGAAUCUGCCACCCCCAUCUCCACCCACCCCCCUCCUCAACCACUGAUAAUACUGAAUUCUCACAGGGCUGUGCUAGCUUUCCACAGUUUGUUGGCUUACAAGAGCCACAGCCAUUAGGGAUGCCUCCAUGCACACCUACCGCAGCACAACUCACCUAACAUGACACAUUGUCUUCACACCAAAAGCGUAUGAAGAUGAUGAAAUACGCUACUUAACCUGAGAAAACUUUUAGUAGGAGGUCCAUUAUUUCAGAACGCUAACUCCAGGCAUUGGCUUCAGGGCUGAGGUGCCCCCGUAUGUGGUGUAGAGGCAAUGUAGGUGGUGCCUUCUGUUACUCUCGCCUUUGAGCGAUUAAUAUGCUUUGCAGUAAGGGGGGACCAGAUACCAGCUAUACACUAGAACUCGACUAAAAAUGAUUUUUUCAACGUUCAACAUUUUUCAAUUAUGGAUAAAUAGUUGCACAAAUUCAGAAAAACCAUCACGAGAACCAAAAUAAUGAAAAAUUCCUAACUAAAAAAGAAUGAAAUUUAAAGGUCUCAAACGAUGAAUCAUUUAGAUAUCCUAUAAUGCAUAUUUGGUAUUUCUUUUCAUCACUAAGUCAUUAGAUAGGAAAGUAGUUGUCAGUUAUAUUUUUCCAAAAAAAUAUAUAUAUAUUUUUUUCCAGUUAUGAAUCGAGCUAUAGAUCUGAAAAUGAGUGUAUAUUAUUUUGGCAUAGGCAUAUGUUUCACAUAAAUAUAACCGUGGCAAUUCACGGCAACUAAGAAAUGGUGUGAUGCUUCCCUUGAGGGUUGCCUUCUAUGGAUUUGAUGUGUUGAUGGAAGUGAAUGAGGCAGGUGAGAGGGGCCAUAGUGGGGACUCUGCCAGCAGUACUCCACAGAAGUCUCCAGAACAACCAUCACACUGAGCACCUCAUUAAUUGACUCCUUUAAGGCACCAGGGAGAUGAUAUUGGCAAUAUCCUACUGUAAGUAUUAUACAUCAAUUAAUCAAUCAUUGGGGCUUGUUCCCUCCCCCACCCUAUGACGCCAAGCCCAGGGGUUCCUCUGGGCAAGUCUCUAUGCAGGCCCCCUUCCCAUCCUGAGUACCUCCUAGCAGGAUCCAUUAACUUGCUCUAGCCAGGAACUCAGUGAGUGCCCCCUUGGCCUCCUCCACCCCAGAUUGUUUCUUAGAGAAACGACCUGAUGCACAGGGUUGGCUUUAGAGUGGCAUGCCACAUGCCUGUAUAGCUGGAGUUACUGUUAAUGGACUUUGAGGGUAAUAUGUGUUGAGUCAGUCUCACAGAGGAGUCGGUGGCUUGACACAGUCAUUCUAGCGAUAUCCCAUGAUUUUGCGAAGACACUUAUUAACAAAGGCAUCAAUCUGCCUUUCCAAAUCACUGUAGUGUCCAUGUCUAACGACCUUAAAGUAAGAUGGGAAGCACAUGCAUUUUGAUCUUUGUCCUACUUCACAGGUAUCGACAACGCCAUAUACUCGAGCUGAGCUAGUCCAUAACACCGUCGGGCAAGCCAAUUCACUUCAAGACUUUAUGGCAAAACCUGUCAUUGUUCUGAACUAACCAAGGUAUGUGAAAAUUACCAAAAUCUCAAUGUCCUUGCUACAUGCAUGAACAAACUCUAUUUUAUCUAGCAAGCCUCCAAACACUUGUACCUUGGUGUUGGCCCAAGAGACCUGGAGUCUCAAGGGCUUCGCCUUCUCGUACAGUGCCUCGAGAGUCAUCACCAUAACCUCCACUGACUCGGCAAGGAUUACUGCAUCAUCAGCUACAACAAAGCCAGCAGCUGCCCCACAAUGACUGGUCCACAACUCUGACUAGUGCCAAGACCAUACAAAUGUUGAAAAGCAAUGGGAUGAGGACGCAUCCCUGCCUCACUCCCACAUUCAUGGGAAAGAAGCUGUCCCCACCCCCUCUGACACUCCACAGCACUCUCAGUUCCAGAAUACAGGCUAGUCAGCAAAUCAAUGGUCACAGGAGAUUCCAGAGUGCCUUGCGAUGCACUGAAUGAAACGCCCUCUUCAGAUCAACAUAGGCUGCAAGCGUCCCCUGUCGAAGCUUACGUCAGUGCUCCACCAGUACACAAAAUGCUUGGAUACGGUCAAUGAUUGACUUACCAGGGGUGAACCCAGACUUCUCAGGUCUCUAAAGCUUUUUGAGGUUUGUAUACUCUAUGGUACAAUUAAUACUGAUGUAUAGAUGGGGUAGAAAAGUGCUAAACUAGAAAAAAAAGAUGUAGAAAUAGAUUUAGUGUACCAAGGCUGAAAGAGCCUCCGGAGAAAAACUUGUGGCAUCUUUUCUUAAAUUAGACUCGAUAAGUGGCCCUAACAGCAUUUUUAUUGAACAGCAAUUCAUACACUUGGGAAACAGAAUAAUUAUAGAAAUACCUUUUAACCCUUUCACGCACCAAAAGUUUAAUAAGUUUCUCUUUCCACUGCGACAUCUGUCUGGGGCUCCCUAGGGGGCCUCGCGGAAUGGCCUGACCGUGCUGCAAAAAUUCUAUCGAUUUCACCCACAAGUAUUCUUUUUUCCUGGCAUUAUUAUAUAUUGUUGGUUUUGGAAGACUGAAAAAAACAAUUUAACCGUUUCCAUCCGUGACGCAGAUGUCGGCGUCACAGUAUGGAAAGGGUCAAGAGGAAAUGAAGAGGAUUAAUCCUCUUCUAAACCUC